ACAUCUAUACUGUAAUUGUCUGUAUCCUCUUCCCCGACCACGCGCGCACAUUCAACGCGUGUCUCGCGUGUCGCUCUUCCUCCGCUCUCUUUUCAGAACCCCGCUUUUACCUGUUGACAGUGAAACUUUGGCCCAAUCCACUGGUAAAAAUCUUUAUCCUUAAACCAUACGAGUAACGAGUUCGGUAAACUCCUCUGCAAAUGCGCUUAGGGACGAUGAAAUUUGUUGGCGUUGCGUUGCGUUUCGACACGCCCACGCCUCGAGGAGGCGAGAGUAAAUUCCGCUAUGCUCCAUUGUAACACUUUUUUCUCGUAUCGCAAUUUACUGUAAAUCGGUUUAUCAGGAGACAAACUGUCUGCCAUCAUAUGAUGGUGCAGAUCGUAUCUUUUGAGAGUGUCGGAAGGUCUCCAGCUGUGAUCCUGUUUGACUUAGCAUAGCAACCAACUUGAAAUUAGUAACAUUUGCAGCAAAAAUCAAUAUCAUUGCAAUAUAACGAGUGUUUACUUCAAACCAGACAUCAGGACGCCUGUCGAGUGCACAAUAUUGUCGGACAAUUUGUAAGGGUAUGUUAAUUGGUAGAUUAGUUAGGAACUAUAUUUAUAUAAACUUUAACAAAUGUUAAUUGGAUAAAGAAAGCUGGAAAAACAUAGAUAUUCGACUCAGAAGUUAUGAUCAUGUCAUUAUAUUACAAUGAUAUCGAUUUUUGCUUCAAAUUUUACUAAUCUCAAGUUGGCACAGGUUAUUCGUUCAAUUCACCAAAAAUAAACCAAACAAAAAUUGUUACUUCCGCCAAUACAGUCAUGAUUUCUCUUGGUUGUGCAUUCUUCUGACCAAACAAAGGCGUAUAAUGAUCUUUCCUUUUUAUUUAAUUGUGUGUUGUAACCUGAUUUUCUAAAUAUCCGCUUAACGGAUCGUAUGAAAGGAAAUUGUCUCAAGUGCCUCGUGAUAAAUUUUGGAAGGCUUCCAGUACAGAUGUCAUUUUUUGUCUCUGCAAGCAUUCACUAUGUUGGACCAGUCGUAGAACAAGUCGAUAACAGUGCGUCCUUAUACGCCAGUUCAAUUCAAGGACAUCAUCUCUGUGUGCUUGUAAAACAGCUACCGGAUCACUCGGUGUCUGUAGAUGGUAAAAGUACAGACUUCUCUCUUGUAUCGAGUGUGCUUGAAGAAAUGAAAUCACUUCUACUAACGCCGCCAUGACACUGAAGACCAUCUAUAAAUCGACAAGUUGGAAUGAAAAUCGAAAUCAGAGUGAAUCACCAGGCCGUUCACGGUACAGAAAGCCCGAGUAUAAGGAAGAAGGCGACUGGGCUACAGAAGAGAUUAACAUUUUAACUGUGAUAUCAGGGGACAAAAUAAUUAACUAAUUUCAAUGUGAAUUUUUAACAAUUGUCAGGGAGAGUUUGUACUUACACAUAGAUAUCUGAAACAAUAGACCCGUGCCAAGAGGGUCAUUGCGUUCUUUACAGGGCAAUAGUUGCGUGCAAGAUAAAAAAAAAUUAAAUGCUGUGCGCAUUCCGAGGCCUUUGAGAGUAACUACCAUAUGGAACAGAAACUAGUGUGGGAGGGGGGGUGGGGAGGGUGCUCGGUGCUCUGCAGAUAAUUGUAUGGUCGUAUCGAUAGAAUAUCUCCUCGCUCUGUCCCCAAUCCUAGAAUACGCAUGUCCAUCUUGUUGGCCAUUCAUCAAUAUAUUUUCACAGUCGAAAUGAUGUCGGAUGGAAGCCCUUCAAGUGAUAUAGGGACAAGCCCUUCCCAGUCCCCCCGUGUAGCAGCCUAAUUAAACGAUCGACUCUAAUGAUCUACGUUUGUGUUAAAAGUGUUUUCAGGUAGGAACUGGAUUUGAAAUUAAAUCCUCAAUAAAUAGCUAGAAAAUAAACUUGACCUCGGUCCGUUUCAACAGAGUUCUGGUUGUGUUUCGUUGCUUAGACAACUAACGAAUCGCCGUCAUUUGUGCCAGCGUCAUUUUGACUGCGUUGACCGUAGGCCUGGUUACUAGUGCAGCUAAUCGGAAGUCUGUUGAUUGUCUCAAACAAUGUAUAUUUAGCUUCCUAUUUUUCAUUCUCUAUUCAGCAUUGGUUUUUCAGUCAAAUACUUAAAAUAGUCCAAUUGAAUUGAGCCAAUGUUAAUAUUAAUAGAAUAGUGCAAAACGAUCGAAUAUGUAAAGCAAAAUUUUCGUUCCUCUGCUAGCUUGUAAACAAUUAUUGGACAAGGUUUUUAUGAUAUCCAGAAUAAACCGGCGUGCCCAAUUAGUGAAAA
Molecule: messenger RNA, 2253 nt
Organism: Orbicella faveolata
Lineage: Eukaryota; Metazoa; Cnidaria; Anthozoa; Scleractinia; Merulinidae
Product: AP-3 complex subunit delta-1-like
Biological process (GO): protein targeting to vacuole; Golgi to vacuole transport
Cellular component (GO): AP-3 adaptor complex; endosome membrane; membrane coat
Source: RefSeq, a predicted model, not a curated record